Diaporthe batatas is the source of this 1957-nucleotide messenger RNA. RefSeq lists its product as uncharacterized. The record is from RefSeq and is a predicted model, not a curated record. NCBI's taxonomy places the organism in Eukaryota, Fungi, Ascomycota, Sordariomycetes, Diaporthales, Diaporthaceae. Gene Ontology annotation, cellular component: membrane. Gene Ontology annotation, biological process: amino acid transmembrane transport. The transcript has 7 exons. Gene Ontology annotation, molecular function: amino acid transmembrane transporter activity. Bases 254 to 1957 code for a protein of 567 amino acids.
CUUGGCGGUCUCCACCAAGGGAGUCUCGCCAAGCACCAUUUGCAAGUCCUAUUCCCCCUUCCUGGGGUCAAAUCUUGCUUAUCGGGGGUUCUUACGCUGACGGCUGACUAGCAGACACCACGCGACGUCCGGGGAGGGGGGCGAAUGUCUGCGAUGCAUAUAUGUUUGAACAUGUAGCCCGCCUCGCUUUCCUGGCUGCCAGUAUACUGGCCUCCAUCUCUCUUACGAGUCGCUCAAACUCCCGAACGACGCAAUGGGUGUCCCAGAAGACCAAAAGGAGCCAAUGGGCAUCUCGUCUGCUCAGUCAACAUCCGAAACCCAUGUUGGCGUGGGCGAUGUGAAGGUCACUGGUGGCGGCGGCCUUGAGCGACGAGCCGAGUACGAAACGCAACGAGGCCUCUCACCUCGACAUGUGCAGCUCAUGGCCAUCGGUGGAUCGAUUGGCACCGGGCUCUUCGUCGGCAUUGGCAGCGUGCUAUCUCAAGCAGGUCCACUGUCGCUUGUCCUUGGUUACCUCUUCUGGGGUAUAUUGUUUGUGUGGCCGUGCUACCUGUGCGUGGCCGAGAUGUGCACCUUUCUACCUAUCCGAGGAACGAUAUUCGAACUUGCAUCUCGGUUUGUCGAUCCGGCCCUUGGUUUUGCAAUGGGUUGGACAUACUUUUUUGCGGGGACCAUGUUGGUCUGUGUUGAAUACAGCGCUGUGGCCACGGUCAUACAAUUCUGGAACACCGAUAUCAACCCGGCGGCUUGGAUUGCUCUCGCAAUGGGGAUAUGUGUGUUCUUAAACAUCGUGGGGGUCCGGUGGUAUGGCGAAAGCGAAUUUGUCAUGGCCUCACUCAAAGUCCUGCUUCUUUUUGGGCUUGUAAUACUCACAAUCGUGACAAUGUCGGGCGGAAAUCCACAGAAAGAUGCCUACGGCUUCAGGAAUUGGGGUGAUGGAAACUAUAUGAUCCCAUAUUAUGCCGAAGGAUCCACUGGUAGAUUUCUCGGAUGGUGGUCCGUGGUGAUCUACGCCGGAUUCACCAUCGCGGGCCCUGAUAUGCUCGCCAUCUCGGCCGGAGAGAUCCAAAACCCACGUCACACUAUCCCACGUCUCGCAAAGCUCAUCUUCUAUCGGCUCGUCGGAUUCUACGUCGUUGGUGUCCUCGCUGUGGGCAUCAUCUGUUCCCCCAAGGACGAGCGCCUUAUGGGAGCCAUUGAGGGUUCCGGGUCUGGAGCGGCCGCAUCUCCAUGGGUUAUUGGGAUCCAGAAUCUGGGCAUUACUGGGUUGCCCAGUCUGAUUAACUUUCUGAUUCUGACUUCUGGAUUAUCGUGUGGAAAUGCUUAUCUUUAUUCCGCCUCGCGUACUCUGUACGGUCUCGCACGAGAUGGGCAAGCUCCCAGAUUUCUCCUUAUCUGCACGAAGGCUGGAGUACCUAUUUACUGCGUCGCGGCUGUAUCCCUGAUCACAUGUAUCACUUUUCUGGUAUCAUCGAACUCGACUGUCACGGUCUUCUAUUGGUUUGUCGACCUUACAACCACCGCUCUUAUUGCGACAUAUACCGGUAUGCUGUGGACCUUUAUCGGCUGGUACAGAGCAAGAAUGGCACAGCCCAACGCGGUGCCCCUGACGGCACUACCCUACGUUGCGCCUCUGACCCCUGGGGCCGCAUAUUUCGCCUGCGGCUUGGGGUGCUUUACUCUGUUGUUCAUCGGAUACGACGUAUUCGCGCCGUUUGACUACCAGACAUUCAUAACAGACUACUUCGCAGUUGCGUUUGGUCCUUUCAUGUUUUUGCUCUGGAAAGUUGUCAAGCGGACACGAUUUGUGUCCCCGGCCGAGGCGGACUUGCUCAGCGGCAAGGACCAAUGUGACGAGGAAUGCAGGAUCUGGGAAGACGGUGGAGUGGAGGAGAACGUCAGGGCGCGUUUGCAAGAAAUGAAUGUCUUCAGGAGAGCCUGGGAAAAGUUGUGGUAG